Alligator mississippiensis (American alligator) is the source of this 1558-nucleotide messenger RNA. It is a transcript of the gene SEC22A, whose product is annotated as SEC22 homolog A, vesicle trafficking protein. The transcript is spliced from 7 exons. Gene Ontology annotation, biological process: endoplasmic reticulum to Golgi vesicle-mediated transport. The coding region runs from base 329 to 1291 and encodes 320 amino acids. Lineage: Eukaryota; Metazoa; Chordata; Crocodylia; Alligatoridae. The record is from RefSeq and is a predicted model, not a curated record.
UACCUCCUUUUCACAGAAGUUUCUACCUUGUUUCUAAGCAAACAAGUAGUUUUGCUUUUAGAGUACUACAUGCUACUUGUCUUGCUACAUUUUUAACAGCUUGAAGAUUUAAAAAAUAUAUCUUGUCAUUUUUUAUAAAGAUUGCAUGGGAGUGUGUUUUAAAAUGUCUGCUGUGAAUUUUCUCCUUUGGUGUCAUGAAUAUUUUAAUAAGCUUUUGUUUUAUACAUGCAGGCCAAGCACACUACAGCAUAUAUAAUUGCUAGAGAAAGUUGAGAGCAGUAUUAUAUAGUUUGAAAAAGAAUAAUUUUUGAACAACAGAAGUCUCUCUAUGCCUGAAGAUGGGUUUCUAUUAAAUCAGCUGGCGAUGUCUAUGAUCUUAUCUGCCUCCGUGGUCCGUGUGAGGGAUGGACUCCCACUCUCUGCCUCUACAGAUUGUGAACAGAGUGCAGGUGUGCAGGAAUGUAGGAAAUAUUUUAAAGCGCUCUCAAGGAAACUUGCUCAGCUUCCCGACAGAUGUACGCUGAAAACGGGGCAGUAUAACAUAAAUUUUAUUAGCUCCCUGGGAGUGAGCUAUAUGAUGUUGUGCACUGAAAAUUACCCCAGUGUCCUAGCUUUCUGCUUCCUGGAUGAGCUUCAGAAGGAGUUCAUUACCACCUACGAUAUGCUGAGGACAAAUACUGCCAUCCGACCAUACUGUUUCAUAGAGUUUGAUAAUAUCAUCCAAAGGACCAAGCAGAGAUAUAACAACACACGGUCUCUAUCGACAAAGAUAAAUCUUGCUGACAUGCAGAUGGAAAUCAAGCUGAGACCACCUUAUCAAAUUUCUCUGUCUGAAUUUGGUUCAGCUAAUGGAUUUGCGCAUUUAUCUGCUGUAGAAUUUAAGGGUACCGGUAAGAUACCUGCUGCUCCUCAUCAGCGACUGGAACCCUUGACUUUGCCAGGGAUUGUCUCAUUUAUACUUAGCCUGUUAUGCGGGGCUUUGAAUUUAAUUCGAGGCUUUCAUGCCAUAGAAAGCCUUCUUCAGAACGAGGGGGAAGAUUUCAGUUACGUCAUUGCAUUUUUUCUUGGAACAGCAGCCUGCUUGUACCAGUGUUAUUUAUUUGUGCAUUACACGGGCUGGCGGAACGUCAAAUCCUUCCUGAGUUUCGGUUUAAUCUGCCUGUGCAACAUGUAUCUGUACGAACUGCGCAAUCUCUGGCAACUGUUUUUUCAUGUGACAGUGGGAGCAUUUUCAACGUUGCAAAUACGCCUGAGACAGCCGCAAGGGAAGUCCCCUGAUUACAACGUGUGAUGCACAUCCUGGGAUACCUCAAGGCAGUCUGGUUCCAACUCAACUACUUUUCCCCUCUCAGGAAUGCAAAGCUUUUGUCCAAAAGAAGCAGUUUUCUGGAUUUUUUUUAAAGCAACACAAGAUGCCUGUGGACAUUUGUGACUUGCCAGUUAAACUUGUCCUCCAGGAAGAACUAAAAAUGCAAAAGAAUUCAGCACUAAUGGAGGAAAGAGGGUCCUACCCAUGCAAUUAAAAGUUUGAGGACAAAUAAAAGUUUGGAGAACUUGA